AUGAAACUAGAUGAUGCAUUGUGGGCAUACCGCACUGCAUAUAAAACUCUCAUUGGAACAAUACCCUUCCGCUUGGUCUAUGGGAAAGCCUGCCACCUACCUGUCGAACUUGAACACAAAGCCUAUUGGGCCAUCCAAACCCUAAACUAUGACCUUAAAGCUGCUGGCAAAAAAAGACUUCUACAGCUCAAUGAGCUAGAAGAGAACAGACAGGACGCCUGUGAAAACGCCAGGAUCUUCAAGGACAAAACCAAAAGAUGGCACGACAGGCACAUCUUAAGAAAAGAAAUCAAAGAAGGGGAUCUUGUCCUAUUGUUCAACUCCAGAUUGAAACUCUUUUCAGGGAAGUUGAAAUCAAGAUGGUUUGGACCUUUUAAGGUAACCCAAGUCUUCCCGCAUGGAGUAAGUAGAAGUGUGGAGCGAAACCUCAGGACCCCUAAUAUAUCAAUUAUGGAAAAGCAAGGAACUGAAAGCAAGAGAGGAGAGGAAUCAUCAAGUGAAAACCACACAAGAGGAAAUUGA
This is a messenger RNA of Hevea brasiliensis (rubber tree), 522 nucleotides long. RefSeq lists its product as uncharacterized. The transcript is spliced from 2 exons. The coding region runs from base 1 to 522 and encodes 173 amino acids. The record is from RefSeq and is a predicted model, not a curated record. Lineage: Eukaryota; Viridiplantae; Streptophyta; Magnoliopsida; Malpighiales; Euphorbiaceae.